GACGUCAUGCACCGCUCGGGCUGCGGGCCGGCCGCACGCUCGCCAUGAUGGCCUCGGGCCGCCUCGGGCUGGCCCGAGGAUUCCUGGCGGGGUUGCGGCGGCGAGAGUUGGUCGUGCGUGCGGCCUGCGCCGCCACGAGCCCCGGCCGCACUCCCCCGCUCUUCCCUGGGCCCGGCCGUGGGCGCCCGCUGAGCCUGUCUGCGGCUGCCAUAGUGGACGCGGCGCCCCGCCCUCUGCAGCCCUAUCUGCGCCUUAUGAGGCUGGACAAACCCAUCGGAACCUGGCUGUUAUAUUUGCCCUGUACCUGGAGUAUUGGCUUGGCAGCAGAGCCAGGCUGUUUUCCUGACUGGUAUAUGUUGUCCCUUUUUGGCACUGGAGCGAUUCUGAUGCGGGGAGCCGGCUGUACAAUUAAUGACAUGUGGGAUCAGGACUAUGAUAAAAAGGUUACGAGGACGGCAAAUCGACCAAUAGCUGCUGGAAAGAUUUCAACUUUUCAAUCUUUGGUUUUCCUUGGAGGACAACUGAGCUUGGCACUGUGUGUACUCCUGUGUCUGAAUUAUUACAGUAUAGCCCUGGGAGCUGCAUCAUUGUCUUUGGUGGUCAUUUAUCCUCUGAUGAAAAGAAUUACUUACUGGCCACAGUUAGCCUUGGGACUGACCUUUAACUGGGGAGCGUUGCUUGGAUGGUCUGCCAUCAAAGGCUCCUGUGAUGUGUCUGUUUGCCUACCCCUUUAUCUCUCCGGAGUCAUGUGGACGUUAAUAUAUGACACAAUCUAUGCCCAUCAGGACAAAAGAGAUGAUGCCCUGAUUGGUCUCAAAUCCACCGCACUACGGUUCAAGGAAGACACCAAGCAAUGGCUAAGUGGCUUCAGCGUGGCCAUGCUGGGUGGCCUGACUCUGGCUGGGCUGAAUUGUGACCAGACCGUGCCCUACUACGCUGCCGUGGCUGCUGUGGGCGCUCACUUGGCCCAGCAGAUUCACACUCUGGACAUCCAUAAACCUGAGGAUUGUUGGGACAAGUUUGCCUCCAACCGAACAAUAGGAAUCAUGCUUUUCAUAGGGAUUAUGCUUGGAAACUUAUGGAAAGAAAAGAAACCAAAGGGGUCGAAGGAAAAUGGAGACCUUGAUUUAGGAAAUUAACAAAUGAAGUUUAGAGCUUUUCAGAUUAAGAACUACAAAAUCUCCUCGUGUUUUUUCACUGGAAAACUAGUGUGAAGAGUCUCUCAAAGUGAGAACGGUUGGAGGCAUAGUCACCCAGGAAUUCCCAGCUUAGACAGUUUGGCCAGUAAAGUUCACCCCAUCUCAGGUAUUAGCAGGUUCCCAACUCUCUUGAAGCUGGGUGUAGCCUUGAAUUUAUAGAUGAACCUAUUGUCCUGUGCAUGAGAAUUCGCCUUUAAAAAUGAUUGGAAUUGUCCAAGCUUCAGCACCUUUUUAGAACUGUGAUGAGUAUCUCAUCCAAGAGGAAUGUAUUUUGGGAAAUGUAUUCUUUUUAGAGAAAAUUCAAAUAAAAGCUGCUAUGGAAAGCCCCACAUCAUUGUAUUUUGACAGCAGUUCACUGACAGAAUAUUUAAUUCAGAAAGUUAUUUGGUAUUUAUCUUCAUGAAUAGCUCCAAAAUAUGCCUUUCCAUCUAUCCCUCUUCCUCUCAUCCUUAACACCCACUGUAAGCUAAUCUUUGCCAACCCAGUGGUCUAAGCAGAUUUAGUAACCGUGUGUGCUCAGUGCUAUGCGGUAUCUAAGACUUGAUGAAAAUAUGAGACGUGGUCCUGCCCUCAAGUAAACUCCAGUCUUAUAGAAGAAACUAAUUUUCUCUGCAGUAAUUAUGAAUGGUAUAAGCUAGCCAGGUAGGCAGUUCCUAAUUAUGAACUCGAGACAUUUUCCCAUAAAUAAAAAAUGUUAUAAAUGAGUUGCCAAGCAGCCUUACAAAAACCCAUUAUUCAGUCCAUGAUAUUAGUGAAUUAUAGCACUAAUAGUAGUAGGUUUACAGCAAGGAAUUUGGUGAUAGCUUCCCUGGGCCCUGAGCAAUAUUUUUGCCUCAGGCAUCUUCCUGUCUGCCCAUCUAGAAAUCUCUUUUCCUUCCUCCUACCUCAGUCUCCUGGUGCCUCAUGGUGCCCGAAGUCCUUCCUUCCAAUAUUUUGCUCUUUUUAGUAUCCCAAGUGCUUAGCAUGGGAGGCAGCUAGGUGACGCAGUGGAUAAAGCACCAGCCCUGGAUUCAGGAAGACCUGAGUUCAAAUCUGGCCUCAGACACUUGACACUAGCUGUGUGACCCCGGGCAAGUCACUUAACCCCCAUUGCCCCGCAAAAAAACCCAAAACCAAAACCAAACAAAACAAAAAAACCAAAUGCUUAGCAUGGUACCUGGCAUAAAGUAGGUGCUUAAUAAUUACUUCUUGAACUGACUACUUGCUUGUUAAGUUCGACCAUCAUACAAUCAUGCUCUACCGACCAGGUAUCCCACUUAGGUCAGUACAACAUUGGGAUGAAUCAAUCCUAUGAAAACCCAUCCAAUGCAGUCAAUCUCCAGGCCUUUCCCAAUAUGAGAAGGAUAGCACCAUUUCCAAGUUAAAGAAGACCUCAGAGGUCGUCUAGAGCGACCCACACCUGAACAGGAACCUCCUUUCUACAAUAUCCCUGAAAAAAGACCAUCAGUCUCUACCUCUGGUGAGAGAUAACACGCUAACAACUGGGAUAGUGCGUUUGGAUUGUAUACAGCCCACCCAAACUUCCCUCUCUGGGACUUGUACCUCCUGGCUGUGCCUUCUGGGAAAAGCAAAAAGGUGAAUUAAAAAAACCAAACCAAAAAAAAAAAAA
Dromiciops gliroides (monito del monte) is the source of this 2808-nucleotide messenger RNA. RefSeq names its product coenzyme Q2, polyprenyltransferase (gene COQ2). The transcript is spliced from 7 exons. Gene Ontology annotation, biological process: ubiquinone biosynthetic process. Gene Ontology annotation, cellular component: mitochondrial inner membrane. The record is from RefSeq and is a predicted model, not a curated record. NCBI's taxonomy places the organism in Eukaryota, Metazoa, Chordata, Mammalia, Microbiotheria, Microbiotheriidae. The coding region runs from base 45 to 1139 and encodes 364 amino acids.